GGGACAGGAUAGGAUACAAGUAUAGGAGACAUAGUAGUUUGUGCAGUUGAGUUGAUACAAUGUGGGCUGAUGUAGUUUAUGUUGCAUUGCUGUUGUUCUGUGUAUUUUUCGGAUUUUAUUAUCGAAAAAUUGAAGAUCCAGAAGCAAAGAAAUGGAUUGGCACGAUUAUUGGCAUCCUAUUGACAGGAAUUGUUUCUGGACGUCAUAUAUUUUUUCCUUUGAUUCUGACUAUAAUUAAUGCGGUUAUUAUAACCAAGAUUUCCUUAAAGAAAUGUCACAUAGUCAGCUUUAUUUUUUCGUUUUUUUACCUACUUGUUAUAUGUCGAUUAGGGGAUUACAUUGGUUUGCCUGUACCAGCAAAUCAUACAAAUCUUAUACUGAUGAUAUUAACAUUAAAAUUAUCUGGUCUAGCUUUUGAACUAAAUGCAUCUAUUAAUCCUCCAGUUGAUGAUUUAGAAGGUGUACGUAAUGAAGCAAUGAAAAAUGUUGGAUUCUUAGAUGUCUUUCAUUAUGGCUUUGGAUAUAUGGGACUUUUAACUGGACCAUAUUACCGAUAUAGAACGUAUUGGGAUCAUCUAUAUAGACCAUUUUCUAAAGUAGUAGAUCCAUGGCCAUUUACAUUAUACAAACUGAAACAAGUUGCAUGCUUUCUUGUGCUUUUUUUUAUAAUGGAUUAUUAUUACCCCACUAGAUAUAUUUUAACAGAGGAAUAUGCAGAAAGAUCUUUUCUUUAUAGACACUUUUAUAUGUAUCCUACAUUUGUACUUUUUCGAGCACGAAUGUAUAUUGGAAUGAGUUUAGCAGAAUGUGGGUGUCAAAUGGCUGGACUAGGAGCAUAUCCUACAAGAUGUAAGCCUAUACAAGGACUAGGACCUAAAGAUUAUAAAACAACAGAGGAACUAUGUAAAACACCUGAGAAAUUGGAAAAUGAAGAAUUGGAUUUUGAAACUGUAUACAACAUGAAUGUUUGGAAAUUAGAAAAAUGCAAUUCGACAAGAACAGCUAUGAAAAUAUGGAACAAUUGUGUUCAAUAUUGGUUUGGUGUCUAUAUCUAUAAACGAUUGCCAAUAAAAAGUAUGCGAGCUGUCUUAACUUUGCUGCUUUCUGCUAUCUGGCAUGGUUGGUCAGCUGGUUAUGUUGUUUGCUUUUGUCAAAUUCCUCUUUUUAUGUUAUCCGAAGAUAUAUUCAUCAAAUUUUAUCAGCAAACAGAAAACAGUAUUGCAAAAAAAUUGUGGUACUUGCUAGGAUGGUAUGAGAAAACAACUUGCAUGGCAUACUUGGGAAUGUCAUUUUUACUAUUAGAUUUCAAAGAAAAUCUGGUUUAUUACAAACUUGUUCAUUUCUCCGGGCAUAUUAUAGCUCUUGUAUUAUAUAUUGUAGCUCUUUACUGCAAAUUAUAUAUUUGGAAGAAACCUACAGGAGAUAAGAUUAAAGAUAAAUAAUUUGUAACAUUUUUUAUCUUAUAUAUACAUUUGCAUGUCUUAAUAGCAUUUAGGAAUAUUUAAAUGAAAUAUAUAUGAUAAAGUUUUGCGUAAUUUUACGCAUCAAGCCAUUUAAGAUAUUACAUUUUUAAUAUAAAUGAUAGAAAUAUUUAUCACAAUUAUGAAUGAUCAUGCAUGAUUACAGUUAAGAUUGUAAGAAAAAUGUAAUAUAUUUUUAUUAAUAUUGUUAAAUUAUUCAACUUGUAGGACAAUGGAAAUUUUAGACUAAUACUAUUUAGAAAGUCGAGUAAAAGAUUGUUCGUGGAUAUUGAGAGGACUUGUAAUCUUCCAUUUGUACAAAUAAGAAAUAAAAAAUUCUAUUUCUUCAA
Molecule: messenger RNA, 1810 nt
Organism: Frieseomelitta varia
Lineage: Eukaryota; Metazoa; Arthropoda; Insecta; Hymenoptera; Apidae
Gene: frj
Product: lysophospholipid acyltransferase 7
Exons: 6
Coding region: 60-1442 (460 amino acids)
Biological process (GO): phosphatidylinositol biosynthetic process; lipid modification
Cellular component (GO): mitochondria-associated endoplasmic reticulum membrane contact site; membrane
Molecular function (GO): lysophospholipid acyltransferase activity
Source: RefSeq, a predicted model, not a curated record